Linum tenue is the source of this 1473-nucleotide messenger RNA. Lineage: Eukaryota; Viridiplantae; Streptophyta; Magnoliopsida; Malpighiales; Linaceae. The record is from the annotation of a GenBank genome assembly.
AUGGCAAGUGAUCAAUCUACUCCACCAUUGAGAGAGUUGAGAGACGAAAAUUGUCCCGGUUGCCGGAUAGAAAGAAUCAAAGCAUCGAAAACGGGUUGGCCUCUUCGAGAAAUCGUUAUCAUAUGGAGCCUCGUCUUGUGCACAACGCUGCCGAUAUCUUCUCUUUUUCCCUACCUGUACUUCAUGGUUAAGGACUUCAAUGUGGCGCAACAUGAAGAAGAUAUAGGUUACUAUGCUGGAUACAUUGGUUCCUCUUUCAUGCUGGCCAGAUCAGUGACGUCUGUGAUCUGGGGUCUCAUUGCCGAUCGCUACGGCCGGAAACGUGUGCUACUGUUGGGGACCUCGGCAAUGGUUGUAGCCAACAUUCUGUUUGGGCUUAGUGUGAACUUCUGGAUGGCGGUGUCCAUGAGGGCUCUUCUUGGCUGUCUGAAUGGUUUAAUUGGAACGACAAAGGCAUAUGCAAGUGAAAUUUUCAGAGAGGAUCAACAAGCCCUGGCUUUGUCCACAGUUAGCACAGCAUGGGGUAUUGGAUUGGUCAUUGGCCCUGCUCUCGGAGGUUUCCUGGCUCAGCCAGCAGAAAAGUACCCAAAUCUGUUCCCCCAGGACUCUCUGUUUGGGAGAUUCCCCUACUUGUUACCCUCCCUUGCUAUAUCAAUCAUCACUCUCGCAGUAACCAUUGCGUCGUUGUGGAUUCCGGUAAAGAUUUGUAUCGAUCACAACGAAACAUUGCACUUCCACAAUGAAGAAAUGACUUCAAGAGAUGACCCUUGUGAUGCUCCGGAAACUGCUGAUGCAUCUGGUGGUGAUGGUGAUGGAAACAGAGCAGCUGCAGAGCAAAGCCUCUUAAGGAAUUGGCCUCUGAUGUCAGCUAUCAUUGUUUACUGCGUCUUCUCACUCCAUGACAUGGCCUACUCGGAGAUAUUCUCAUUGUGGGCUGUGAGCCCCCGAAAGUUGGGUGGUCUCGGGUACUCAACGACAGAUGUGGGGGGAGUUCUCUCUGUCUCGGGUCUAGGCCUUCUUCUUCUCCAACUUUCUCUAUAUCCAUACAUGGAGAAGCGUCUUGGACCUAUCAUUGUGUCCCGUCUUGCUGGGGCUUUGACAAUCCCGUUGUUGGCAAGUUACCCUUUCUUGUCAAAGUUCGAGGGUUUUACUCUCAAUCUGUUGUUGAAUUGUGCAUCUCUGUUGAAGAAUAUUCUAGCGGUGUCCAUUUCAACGGGCUUGUCGAUUCUCCAAAACAAGGCGGUGGACCAACACCAGAGAGGAGCGGCUAAUGGCAUUGCUAUGACAGCGAUGUCACUUUUCAGAGCUAUUGGUCCUGCUGGAGGGGGUGCUUUACUCUCUUGGGCAGAAUCACGUCAGGAUGCUGCUUUCCUACCAGGUACCAAUUUUAGAGCCAAAAUUACCUUACUAUUAUUAUUAUUAUUGAUAACAUGUGACAAACUGAAGGACUCACAUUCAGAUGGAUAUUGUUGA